This is a messenger RNA of Notechis scutatus (mainland tiger snake), 962 nucleotides long. RefSeq names its product patatin like domain 4, phospholipase and triacylglycerol lipase (gene PNPLA4). Gene Ontology annotation, biological process: triglyceride catabolic process; lipid homeostasis. Gene Ontology annotation, cellular component: lipid droplet; membrane; cytoplasm. The record is from RefSeq and is a predicted model, not a curated record. NCBI's taxonomy places the organism in Eukaryota, Metazoa, Chordata, Lepidosauria, Squamata, Elapidae. Gene Ontology annotation, molecular function: triacylglycerol lipase activity; retinyl-palmitate esterase activity.
AGCAAAUAUGAAACAUCUCAACUUAUCCUUUGCAGCCUCUGGCUUUCUGGGGAUCUACCACUUGGGGGCAGCAUAUGCUCUUUGCAGACAUGAAAUGUACAACUAUUACCUACCAACUUGCUGAAGAUACUAGAAAACUCUACUUUGGAGCACUAACACCUGGUUAUGAUCUCAUGACAAAACUUAGGGGCUACAUUGAUUCAAUCCUCCCCCCUAAUGCCCACGAGAUAGCAGAAAACCGCCUCUUUAUAUCAGUCACUAGUACUAAGAAUGGAAAAAAUUAUUUGCUUUCACAUUUUGCCUCCAGAGAAGAUCUUGUUAAGGCUUUGUUAGCCAGCAGUUUUAUUCCUCUUUAUGCAGGAAUAAAUGCAGUGGAUUAUAAAGGACAGAAAUGGAUCGAUGGUGGCUUAACCAAUGGCCUCCCUAUCUUGCCAAAAGGCCGGACUGUGACUGUUUCUCCUUUUUGUGGGCGACUAGACAUUUGCCCAGAAAACAGAGGACGAGUGGAUAUUUAUGCUAAAGUUGCAAAGCAAGACAUCAUGUUAUCCAUUGGCAACCUUAUAAGACUUCAUCAAGCUCUAUUUCCACCAAGCCAGGAGAAAAUGGAAUCGCUAUAUCAAGAUGGAUAUGAUGAUACCAUCCAGUUUUUAUUGAAGGAAAAUUGGUUUGAGUAGAUUAUGCAUGAUGAAAAUAAAUAAAUUGAUGGCUUGUCAAUGCAAAUCUUUGAGCAUGCCAUACAAAGCCCAAAGGGCUGAUGUCACCAUUUAUGUUUAUCUAAAAAAAAUGUCACUGGGAUUUCAUCUGUUGAUGCCAGUCAGGUGUGUUAUAUGUCAUUGUGCUGGUCUGAAUUUGUAGAGGGUUACAAAUGCAAUGGAAUUGUAUUUGGUAUAGAAGAUAAGCUGCUUCUUAGAAAAGAUUAAGAGAAAUCAAAACUUUCAUUGCUUUAUUUUUGUUCUGAUUUC